AUGUUGUGGAAAAAGAAACUCUUCUGUCACCAGUUCAGGUUGAAGCAGGUCAGGUGUCCUCUCAGUGUGGGGUCAGAGGUCAGGUCAGGUGUCCUCUCAGUGUGGGGUCAGAGGUCAGGUCAGGCGUCCUCUCAGUGUGGGGUCAGAGGUCAGGUCAGGCGUCCUGUCAGUGUGGGGUCAGAGGUCAGGUCAGGCGUCCUCUCAGUGUGGGGUCAGAGGUCAGGUCAGGCGUCCUCUCAGUGUGGGGUCAGAGAUCAGGUCAGGUGUCCUCUCAGUGUGGGGUCAGAGGUCAGGUCAGGUGUCCUCUCAGUGUGGGGUCAGAGAUCAGGUCAGGCGUCCUGUCAGUGUGGGGUCAGAGGUCAGGUCAGGCGUCCUGUCAGUGUGGGGUCAGAGAUCAGGUCAGACGUCCUCUCAGUGUGGGGUCAGAGGUCAGGUCAGGUGUCCUCUCAGUGUGGGGUCAGUGGUCAGGUCAGACGUCCUCUCAGUGUGGGGUCAGAGGUCAGGUCAGGUGUCCUCUCAGUGUGGGGUCAGUGGUCAGGUCAGGUGUCCUCUCAGUGUGGGGUCAGAGGUCAGGUCAGGCGUCCUGUCAGUGUGGGGUCAGAGAUCAGGUCAGACGUCCUCUCAGUGUGGGGUCAGAGGUCAGGUCAGGCGUCCUCUCAGUGUGGGGUCAGAGGUCAGGUCCUGUUGCGCUAUGCGAUACUGAUACUGUAG
Epinephelus moara (kelp grouper) is the source of this 711-nucleotide messenger RNA. RefSeq lists its product as uncharacterized. The record is from RefSeq and is a predicted model, not a curated record. Bases 1 to 711 code for a protein of 236 amino acids. NCBI's taxonomy places the organism in Eukaryota, Metazoa, Chordata, Actinopteri, Perciformes, Serranidae. The transcript has 2 exons.